Aspergillus vadensis CBS 113365 is the source of this 585-nucleotide messenger RNA. Its product is annotated as putative integral membrane protein. Bases 62 to 562 code for a protein of 166 amino acids. The transcript has a single exon. NCBI's taxonomy places the organism in Eukaryota, Fungi, Ascomycota, Eurotiomycetes, Eurotiales, Aspergillaceae. The record is from RefSeq and is a predicted model, not a curated record.
CUCUUCUACUUUCUACAUACUCUUUACCCUCCAUAUCUAAAAUAAUCCAAAUCAAAUCAAAAUGGCCUCCGGACUCAUCCUCAACCCCCACAACCUCCUCCGCGCCGCUCCCCUCAUCUCAUCCACCUGCACCCUCUGGUUCGCAUUCGACCAAGACCUGGUCCUAAACGUCUUCUUGCAUCCGGACCACCGUCCCCGCAGUAAUGAGAUCUUACCAUCCUAUUUCCGCGUGUUCUUCCGCCGCGGUGUCAUCCGCGUCCUAGGCCUCCUGGCCCUCUCCAUGGCAGGAGGCGGAUACAACAUUCUAAAGGACCGUCGAUCAGGGGUCGUCACGGGCCUCCGAUCAUCCUUGUCGUGGUAUGUAGCCGGCACAGCACUCGCCGCUAGUCAUCUGCUUUACGUCCCUGUUAUUGCUCCGAAGGUGCUGGCCAUCAUGGAGGAUGAGUCGAAGGGUUCUUCGACGGAGGAUCUGGAGGGUUGGUUGACGAUUCAUCGGGUGAGGACUUGGACGGUGGAUUUUGCGGCGUGGGCUUGUUUUGCGGUGGGGGUGGGGUUGGCGUAGGUAAUCUGGGAUUGGUUUUGUGU